GUUGUUGGUCAAGUUUCCAGAGCUGAACUAUCAGCUGAAAAUUAAAGUCUGCAUUGACAAGGACUCUGGGGAUGUUGCAGCACUUCGGGGGUCCCGGAAGUUUAACAUCCUGGGGACAAACACCAAGGUCAUGAACAUGGAGGAGUCGAACAACGGCAGCCUCUCGGCAGAGUUCAAGCACCUGACCCUGCGGGAGCAGCGGUGCGGUAACGGAGGCAGAGCCAACUGCGAUGCCUCGCUGAUAGUCACCGAGGAGCUGCACCUCAUCACCUUCGAGACAGAGGUGUAUCACCAGGGGCUGAAGAUCGACCUGGAGACCCACUCGCUGCCCGUGGUGGUCAUCUCCAACAUCUGCCAGAUGCCCAACGCCUGGGCGUCCAUCCUGUGGUACAACAUGCUGACCAACAACCCCAAGAACGUGAACUUCUUCACCAAGCCCCCCAUCGGGACCUGGGACCAGGUAGCAGAGGUGCUGAGCUGGCAGUUCUCCUCCACCACGAAACGCGGCCUCAGCAUCGAGCAGCUGACAACGCUGGCAGAGAAACUCCUAGGGCCAGGUGUGAACUACUCCGGCUGUCAGAUCACCUGGGCCAAGUUCUGCAAGGAGAACAUGGCUGGCAAAGGCUUCUCUUUCUGGGUCUGGCUGGACAACAUCAUUGACUUGGUGAAAAAGUACAUCCUGGCGCUGUGGAACGAAGGGUGAGCCUCGGCCAGCGUCGCUCCAGAGACCCUUGGUUGGGCUGGGCCUUGGUUGGGGUCCCACGAGUCCUGUGCUGAUGGAGGCGGCAUCACCUUCACGUGGGUGGAGAAGGACAUCAGCGGGAAGACCCAGAUCCAGUCUGUGGAGCCUUACACCAAGCAGCAGCUGAACAACAUGUCGUUCGCGGAGAUCAUCAUGGGCUACAAAAUCAUGGAUGCCACCAACAUCCUGGUGUCCCCCCUGGUGUACCUGUACCCGGACAUCCCCAAGGAGGAGGCGUUUGGGAAGUACUGCCGCUCUGAGAGCCAGGAGCACUCUGAAGCUACUGACUCAG
Molecule: messenger RNA, 1034 nt
Organism: Leptosomus discolor (cuckoo roller)
Lineage: Eukaryota; Metazoa; Chordata; Aves; Leptosomiformes; Leptosomidae
Source: RefSeq, a predicted model, not a curated record